AUGUCGAAACCAGAGCCUAUUUGGCAACAUCUUCCAUUUCAUUUCAAAGAAGAUGUCGUCUCGUACCUUGACUUCAAAUCAAAAUGUUCUCUUCGCAUGUGUUCGAAAGAUGAUCAAAAAGUUGUAGAUUCUCGUCCAAUUACAAUCGAUUAUUUUGGUCUAAAUCUAACCGAACGUCCUGUCGAUGAUGUUCACAAGAAUACUCCAGCGGAAAUCGUUUUAAGAGAUAAGGAUGUGACAAUGUCCAAAUUCUUCUCUCCUCAUUCUGCCAUUGUAUACUUUAUGAAAAUUUUCAAACUUGAUAAGAAAUUUAAAGUGAAUACUCUCAACAUUCAUGUAUGGAACUAUAAUCUACACAGUAACCACUUCAAGUUUUUCAAGAAUUUUCUGGAGUGUAUGAAUACUGAAAAAGUUAGACCAAAGAUUCGCAAUUUCGAACUGCCGACCAGUUUCAUGGACGAGAAACAAUUGGAAUCUUUGGUUAGAGCAGUUAAUAUAGAACAUUUGGAAACAAUGAGUCUCGGCUGUGCGACAAGGUUCCAAUUGGAGAAUUUGGCAAGAUCGGAGCAAUGGACUAAAGUGAAGGCGUUGAAGCUGCAUACAAGAGAUCAAAUAGAUCCGAGAUGGGUUUCGCAUAUUCAGAGACUGAAUAUUAGAGUUGGAAAGUUGAGUCCAGGUUGUAUUUCUUCGUUGUUAAAGGACUUAUUAUCAAAUAAUGUUCCUCAUGGAUCUUUUAUAUCUGUCUCUACGUACUAUCCAGUUGUGAACACCCGAAAUGCGACAUUGAACAACAUUUUCAAAAAGUUACCGUUCACUGCAAAAAAUGACCAAAUCGAUUUGGCUACAAUAACCAAUUCAACUAUUAAGAAAUUUCUGGAAUCCCCUCUUUACACCCAAAAAAUCCAAAUAAGCGAUGAGAACAAUUUACUUUUUGUGAUCAUUUGUGAAAGGGGUUUCGGGGCACUUGUAUGUCGGGAUAAUUAUUUCGAGGAUGAUUUAAAAUCAUUUAUUUGUGAAUAA
Caenorhabditis briggsae is the source of this 1020-nucleotide messenger RNA. The record is from RefSeq and is a predicted model, not a curated record. Bases 1 to 1020 code for a protein of 339 amino acids. Gene Ontology annotation, biological process: innate immune response. Lineage: Eukaryota; Metazoa; Nematoda; Chromadorea; Rhabditida; Rhabditidae. The transcript has 3 exons. Gene Ontology annotation, molecular function: protein binding.